AUGAAUCUCUUUUCUUUUUCUAAUAUUGAAGAAAGAUCUGAAACUAACUGGUUUAGUGAAUUAAAAAUACCCUUUGAAACUGCUAAACAAUCAAAAAUUGCACAAAAUACAUUACAACCUGAUCCUAUACUGAGACCUGCUGAUAUAGAUGUCAAAUAUAGCACUGAAGAAGAAAUACUAGUGAUCAAGUUUGACGCUGUGAGCGAUCGUGUGCUUAGAGUUGCUAUAAGUAGUGUGUUGGAAUCAUUGAAGACUGUUAUAGAGACAAUUGAUGAGUUUGAAGGUAAAUUUGAUGAAUAUUUACAAUGA
Messenger RNA from Hansenula ciferrii, 309 nucleotides. It is a transcript of the gene PCC1, whose product is annotated as chromatin DNA-binding EKC/KEOPS complex subunit PCC1. The coding region runs from base 1 to 309 and encodes 102 amino acids. Gene Ontology annotation, cellular component: EKC/KEOPS complex. The transcript has a single exon. The record is from RefSeq and is a predicted model, not a curated record. NCBI's taxonomy places the organism in Eukaryota, Fungi, Ascomycota, Saccharomycetes, Phaffomycetales, Wickerhamomycetaceae.